This is a messenger RNA of Drosophila suzukii, 1028 nucleotides long. RefSeq names its product Uroporphyrinogen III synthase 2 (gene Uros2). Gene Ontology annotation, biological process: uroporphyrinogen III biosynthetic process. Lineage: Eukaryota; Metazoa; Arthropoda; Insecta; Diptera; Drosophilidae. Gene Ontology annotation, cellular component: cytosol. The record is from RefSeq and is a predicted model, not a curated record. Gene Ontology annotation, molecular function: uroporphyrinogen-III synthase activity.
GUUUCUCGAAUGGCGCGGUGAAAGUUUUCAAGCAUUGUCUUUUCAAUUCCGUUACGAAUCAAACGCUGUACAAGUCGAACGCUAAACACAAAUAUAAAAUUUCUCUUAUUUAGUUUACUUCAAAUAAUUUUACCUUGAACCAUGGGAGACCGUAAUAAGCGACCGGUUAUCCUACUGAAAGUUCCGACCUCUGAUGAUUAUUAUGGUUCGGCUUUGCGCAGCAAUAAUCUGGAUCCCAUAUUCAUAGCUCCGUCGCAUUUUGUGUUCAAGAACCUGAAGCAAUUGCAGGCUAAGCUAAUGGAACCACACAAAUAUGCAGGGAUUAUCUUUGCGGCUCCACGAUGUGUCCAGGCGGUUAACGAGGCUCUGGACAAGGCUCCUCUUCCCAGUUGCUGGCGACCCUUGCACAACUACUCCCUGGGGAAGAAUACCCAUAGCUCGGCGUGGUUUACAUUGCAGAAUCUUCCUACUUUGGGUGAUCACGCGGUAAAUGCUAAUAAUCUGUGCGAUCUGAUCGUGGAGACUUUCGGACCCAAGAGGGAUCUGCCGCUGUUGAUGCCCUGUGGCAAUGGCGUUGGACAGACGCUGCGACUCCGUUUGGUGGCUCAGGGAUUCCGCGUGGAUGCUUGCGAAGUGUACGAGAGUCGAUCCCACCCUGAUUUUGUCAACCAUAUGCGACAUGCCCUCAAGUUCAAGCGCAUGGAGACGAUUGUCUUCUUUGGACCCUCCAGUGUCCGCAGUUCCUUGGAGUUCUUCGAGAACUACAACGUAUCCCUUAAGGAUCGCAAGUUGAUAGCCGUGGGGAGUGGUACCCGGAAGGCAAUGGAGGAUUCCGGCAUGCAGGCAGAUGGUGUGGUGGAUGCCGCUGACGUGGACCACCUGAUAAAGAUCAUCAAAACGUAGUUUAGAAAAGUUGUUAUUUUUUGCGUAUUGUUUUUACCUGUUUUUACUUUUGGUAUGCUUUCAAAAUCUAGUAAGUGUUUAAUGUCCUUGAAUAGAAGGUAUCAUGUACUAAAUCGAGAUAAAUU